AUGGGACAAUUAUUGGGACGUCAAAAAUCAAAUGGUAUAUGUACAAUAUGCCUGGAGAAAAUGCCAAUGAGAGAUAUUUCAGCACUUCAUUGUGGUCAUUUAUUUCAUUUUAAAUGUAUCAAAUAUUGGCUUACUGAGCAGAAGACAUGUCCAGAAUGUCGUAAAUCAUCAAAACUUGAUGAUAUUAUAACGACACUUUAUUUUCAUGAUGAUAUAAGUGAUAAGAAAAGUGAAAUUGCUAAUAAACAUUUCGAGAGUGCUUUUGAUGGUUCCAAAAAAUUGGACACUUACAAUGACCUUCUAAAACAGCUUAAUGAUGCAUAUUUGGAGCUUCAGAACGAGAAAGCAUUGCAUGAACAAACAAAAACAUUUCUUAAUGAAGUUCAAUGUGAAAAAUUAGAAAUGAUAAGAAUUAUUCAGACAUUGAUAGAAAAUGAUGAUUAA
This is a messenger RNA of Brugia malayi, 444 nucleotides long. RefSeq lists its product as uncharacterized. The transcript is spliced from 5 exons. The record is from RefSeq and is a predicted model, not a curated record. Gene Ontology annotation, biological process: protein ubiquitination; interstrand cross-link repair. NCBI's taxonomy places the organism in Eukaryota, Metazoa, Nematoda, Chromadorea, Rhabditida, Onchocercidae. Gene Ontology annotation, molecular function: ubiquitin protein ligase activity. Gene Ontology annotation, cellular component: nucleus. The coding region runs from base 1 to 444 and encodes 147 amino acids.